CUCCGCGGGAUCGCGACCGAGGCUCGGCCCGACACCCUUUUCCCGCCUCCCUCCCGCGCUCUCGCCUCACUACGCGUUUUGUCUUGAGAAAGUUGGGAUGCUUUGGGUAGGAACCGGAGGAAGCAAGGCUCACCGCGGGGUUUUGGAAGCAUCGCAGAGUAUUAGGAGCCCUGGAGACGAGCUGCUGGGGUCCGAGUCUCCACCAUUCGCUGGCUCCCGGACCUCUGCAAGUCACUUAACUUCUGUGUGUCUGUUUCCUCAAGGGUAAAAUGAGGGAAGUAAUAGUAACCUCUCUCAAAAGGUGAUUGUUGAGAAUCAAGUGUGAUAGCAUCUUUGAAGUGCUUAGAGCCGAGCCUGAUGCACAGCAAAAGUAUGCACGUGCUGUUCAUGUUUUGGAGCCUGAUAACUAAAAGGACAGUGUGUCCUUCCCACGCUGAAAACAACUGCCCGAGAGAGAGUCCAAGGUAACUAACAGAUGCGGGUGAAAGAACCUUCCAAAGCUUUACCCGAGAAAGCAAAAAGAAGUAAAAGGCCUGCUAUACCUCGUGAUGAAGACUCUUCAGACGACAUUGCUGGUUUCACUUGCCCACAUGUAAAUCUUGCCAUCAGUGUGAAUCAUGUGAAGAAAGCAAUAGCUGAGAAUGUGUGGUCAGUUUGCUCCGACUGUUUAAGGGAAAGAAGAUUCUCUGAUGGGCAGCCAGUACUUUCCUCUGACAUUUGGUUGUGCCUCAAGUGUGGUUUUCAGGGAUGCGGUAGAAACUCAGAAAGCCAUCAUUCAGUGAAGCACUACAGGAAUCAGAGAACAGAAUCUCAUUGUAUUACAAUUAGUCUGAGCACAUGGAUUAUAUGGUGUUACGAAUGUGAUGAAAAAUUAUCAACACACUGUAAUAAGAAGGUUUUGGCUCAAACAGUUGAUUUUCUCCAGAAACAUGUUUCUAAAACACAAACAAGUGCAUUCUCUAGAAUCUUAAAACUUUAUGAAGAAAAAUAUGAAGCAGGUGAAAAAAAGAAAGGAAGAAAAGGCAACAGUGUAACACCUGUGAAAGGAAUUACAAAUUUAGGAAAUACUUGCUUUUUCAAUGCAGUCAUGCAGAACUUGGCACAAUCUUAUAUUCUUUCAGAACUGAUGAAUGAGAGCAAAGAAAAUGGUACAAAACUCAAGAUUUUUCCUUCCUCAGACUCUCACCUGGACCCAUUAAUGGUGGAACUUUCAAGCCCUGGACCAUUGACCUCAGCCCUGUUCCUGUUUCUUCAUAGCAUGAAGGAGACUGAAAAAGGACCACUUUCUCCUAAAGUUCUUUUUAAUCAGCUUUGUCAGAAGGCCCCUCGAUUUAAAGGUUUCCAGCAACAGGACAGUCAGGAGCUACUGCAUUAUUUGCUGGAUGCCGUGAGAACAGAAGAAACAAAGAGAAUACAAGCUGGCAUCCUAAAAGCAUUUAACAACCCAACUACUAAAACUGCUGAUGAUGAUACUAAAAAAAAGGUCAAAGCAUAUGGAAGAGAAGGUGUGAAAAUGAACUUCAUAGAUCGGAUCUUUAUUGGUGAAUUAACUAGCACAGUCAUGUGUGAAGAAUGUGCAAAUAUCUCCACAGUGAAAGAUCCUUUUAUUGAUAUUUCACUUCCUAUAAUAGAAGAAAGGGUUUCAAAACCUGUACUUUUGGGAAGAAUGAAUAAAUGUAGAAGUUUACAGGCAACAGAUACUGGUCAGUACAGUGACACUGUUACUAUAGAAAAUGUUCAGCAACCCAGAGCCACCAAGAACCAGUCUUCAUCUAAAGAUAAGAAUCAACUAGUUCACGGCAGAAAAUGUGUAAGAAAACUACCAUCUGGAGAAGAUAGAGUGGCCGUCAUAUGCCGAGAAUAUGAAAACCCUGGGAUGAGCGGAGAUUCCUCAGUGUGUGCAGGCGUCGUGAGUACUGAGGCAGCUCUGGCCGAAAGCCCUACUGAUGGCAGCGAAAAAGAAGCCAGCCCUUCCGAAAGUAGUGCUGAUGCUGACAGUGAGGCUUCAGAAUCGGAAAGUACUUCUCAGCAGGCUGUCCUGUUGAGGUCUAGAAGUGGAUGCUGUGCGCACAAAAAUGGACCCCCUCCCCAGCGGCCACUCACCAAGGAGACUGGCAGCGGUGACGAGGGAGUGGCUGAAGCUAUUUCUGAACUCUAUUUGAGCAGCACUGUAACUGGAGAUAGAGAUCUUGACAGAGAAAAUAAGCCACCAGAUGUUCCAAAUAAUUUGUGUUCAUCACAGGAGAAGUAUGUGUUGUCUCCUAGCCCCCAAAAGGCUUUUCUUUCCCUUUCUCAGAGCUAUAUAACUACUUCUAAAGAAUGCUCAGUUCAGUCCUGUCUCUACCAGUUUACAUCUGUGGAAUUACUAAUGGGGAAUAACAAGCUUCUAUGUGAGAAUUGUACUGAAAAGAAACAGAAGUACCAAAAGGAAACCAUUUCUGCAGAAAAGAAAGCAGAAGGGGUUUAUACUAAUGCCAGGAAGCAAUUGCUCAUUUCUGCUAUUCCAGCAAAUCUAAUUCUCCAUCUUAAAAGAUUCCAUCAGGCUGGCUUGAAUCUUCGAAAAGUAAACAGACAUGUCGAUUUUCCACUUAUUCUUGAUUUGGCACCAUUCUGUUCUGCUACUUGUAAGAAUGUAAAUGUGGGAGAUAAAGUUCUCUAUGGUCUAUAUGGCGUAGUGGAACACAGUGGCUCAAUGAGAGGAGGUCACUACACGGCUUAUGUGAAAGUGAGAGCACCCUCCAGGAAAUUAUUGGAGCAUAUCACUGGAAAGAAAAAUGUACCUGAUUUGAAAGAACCUGACAGUGAAUCGGCAGACCAAUGGGUCCAUGUUAGUGACACUUACGUGCAAGUGGUUCCAGAAUCAAGAGCACUUAGUGCACAAGCAUACCUUCUUUUUUAUGAAAGAAUAUUAUAAUUAUUUGUUAAUAAUUAAUGGUAAUGAUUAUUUAGAUCACUUUUGUUCAGAUGCUGCAAUGAUAACAUAAUACGCAAUGUGCCUUUGUAGUCUUUUCUGUAGGAUUAGCAUGUCCCUCAAAUGCCCUUGGAGAUUUUUACCAUUUCUGGCAAAUCCUUUUAAAGUAAAUUAAAUUUACUCAGUGCUUUCAUAUGUAUAUUCUUAAAGUAAAUGUGAACACAUGUUUUUAAAGAAAAAUUUGUCCUGGAAAAAAACCAGAAUCUGCAGUAUUAGAGGAAACCCCCUUAUAAUGUGGCUUAUUACUCUGAGAAUUCAGAAAUAAUGCUGGCCAAUCAAAUUGUUCCUUAAAACAGUGUUUAGCAAAUGUUAGUCACAUACCAUUUCAUCUGUAUGUACUGUUUACUGGUUAUUUUUAACCUUAUUAUUUAGUGUUACAUUUUUAAACAUAGCCUUGUUUUGAGCGUAUUUCACAUUCUAUGUGCUAGUUUUGUUUUUUCUAAUAAGCAUUAAAAUAAAUACAUAACUACUGAAGAAAAAUUGUUCAUUCAUGUAGCACUCCACUGAAAAUCACCUCAGGGCUGUCUAGCCGUGUAUGUAUACCACUAUGUGGGAAACAUUGCUAUAACAUACACUUACACAGUAGGCAUAGUGACCUCGUCUUAUUUUGUGUGGUUCAACCAUUUAAAGAUCCCACAGUAGCUUCAGUAAUAGGGGUUUACAAAUAAAUUCUUGAUUAGCUUAUUGAAAAUAUUGAAAGAUAUCAACAUAUUUUCAGCCUAUUCAUGAUGGAGUUAAGGAAAAUUUGCAUAUAAUUAGCCAAGGUCAAAAUGUAAUUGAUCAUUGUAACAUGCAGAAUUGGUAAAUAGAAGUUUUUAAUCCAUAUGGGAUCAUUGGAUGCUUUUGAAAUAUAAAUUACCAAAUUAUAUUUGUAAAUGAUAGAGAAUUAUAUUGUCAUUAUACUUGACAGGGGAAUAUAAUACAUUUUCUAGUUCUGUAGGUCAGUAAGUAUUAAUCGUGGUUUUGGGUUUGAGAUCACUUUUCUUUGUCUUCAACAAGCAUCAUUAAUAAAUUCAAGUGAGGUUAGCUUUUAUUGUAAUGGGGUAUAAAGUUGGCAUUUCAGAUUUUAAAUAAAUAAUAGCAAAAAUGUGGUAGUUCACCCUCCACCCCAGAAUACAAGUUAUUAAGCUGUCAAAACUUGGCAUGAAAAUAUUACUAUUACUUAUUAGACUUAAGAUUUUAAAAAGUAAUGGCCACUCGGGUCUGACAUUACUGAAUCAAAAUACAUAACUGCAUGGUUCAAGCAUCCUAAUUAUUAGUGCCAACAAAUCAUACUACAGGCAGCUACUGGCUAAGUGCCUAGUUCUAGUUCACUCUCCUCUUGGGAAGGAAGGAUAGGAAUAGUAGCUGUAGAUUAUGUGUGGAAAUAUUUAACCAAGCCUCUGCCCCUUCUUAACAUUUAAGUAUAUAGAACAUUAUCAAGUUCACCUGUGCUGCCUUUUCAUAUGUAAAUGAGUGGAACUGUGAUUAGUGUUAAAGAUGGUAAUAAUAUACAAAACUCAGAGCUUAAAAAUGUCAUUGCACAAAUUCUAUUUUUUGGGCAUUGAAAUUCCAGUAGUAGUAUUUUCUUGAUUUUUAACUUGAAAUGAUGGAGAAAUAUAGCUUUAUGAAUUAAUCUGCAAACUCAGGUUGUGUUCUGUAAAAAUCAGUUUAUACUGUCUAAAUUAAACAGAGUUUUAUGUUUAAUCAUAAUCCAUUAACAUUGAAGUUUUCAGUACCAGAGCAGUGAGUUUUUUUGUGGAAAAUAUGUGUUAAAUCUCUUUAUUCAAGUUAGCCAUACUGGUAAUGACAAUUACUAUCCCUUCCCCCAAAAGUAAAGAUACCAUCAUGAGGCAUAUGUUUUCCAUUAGGUGGUCACUAGCUUCUUGUUUCAUUGACAGAUAGACAAGAGAAAAGGAGAGAAAGAAAGAAGGAAAGAAAGAUAAAAAGGAAGAGAAAAGGAUAGGAAAGAAACAAGAGCAUUCUUUUUUGUUGCUUGUUGGUUUCAUCCCUUACAUAGCCGAGUCAGAGAUGGUAAAUGAUAGCCGAGGGCAAGAAUCAGGGAAAGUGCCUUGUCCUCUUUUCGUUAAUAGGAUGCCAGGAAAUGCACCAGUGCUGUAUUUAUCAAAGAGGACACCUAUUGAGCUUUAUUCUGAGUACCAGUGAAGACUGACUUUUCAUUGAGAUACAUUGUAGCUUCAGAAUAUUACCUGGGUACUCAGGUGCUGUAGUAGUUUUUAUGCUUAACUUCACAUUUAAUCAUUAAGUAGGUAUUUUUUGAACACCUGCUAUGGAUCAGGCACUGUGCUGACACUAUUUUAACGUUUUAAAAUGGAGAGGCCUCUGUAUGUUUUAGACAUUAUUCCAGAAGUAACAUGCAAAGACGAUACUUUAUUUUCAUUUCAUGGUAAAAGCGCUAAGUCUGAAACCUAUUUUUUUAUGGCCUAGAGUUCAUGAAUAUUUUUCAGGGUCUGCUGGUAACCAAAUAAAUUUUAUUUUGAUACCUAAGAAUUUCCUAAAGACAGAUUUGUAACAGAGAAAGUAUGUUAAGUUACACAUGGGCCUACAUGUUUAUUCUGAAGAUUCUGAAUGCACAUCUGCAGGGUUACUGAAUUGUAAAGCUACUGUAAUAACAAUAGUUUCUAGAUGACCUCAGGACACCAUACAAAUAAGUGAGAAAUGUUUACAGAGUCUCAAAACAACUACCAUAGUGUUUGGCCAAAUGAGUGUCAGAUGUAAAACAGAAAUUUCAUUAGCUCUAUUGAGAAAAUGGUUUACAGGGUAUGUCUAACCCCAGUUUCCCCUGGUUUUUCCUGCUUAAAAUGGUAAAAUUUUGAUUAUGUGCCAAUUAUGUGAAUAUUUUUGACAUAACCAAAUAUAUGUCUGUAUUUAAGAUUUUGUUAUUUAAUGUUUUAAAACAGAUGUGAAAACCCACCUUUCUGGGUGGCAGGAAGAGUAGUAGUUGGUGUCAGUCCUAAGAGUAGUUGAUUCCUGUUUUCUUGUUUUGAAUGUUCCAACAAAACUUACCAAAUAUGACAGCUCUUAGCUCACAUGUGUGAUGAAGUUAGCCAGUAAUUUUAAACAGUAGCUGAAUAAAAUUUCCUGAAGAUUAAGCUGUA
Molecule: messenger RNA, 6069 nt
Organism: Herpailurus yagouaroundi (jaguarundi)
Lineage: Eukaryota; Metazoa; Chordata; Mammalia; Carnivora; Felidae
Gene: USP45
Product: ubiquitin specific peptidase 45
Exons: 18
Coding region: 476-2914 (812 amino acids)
Biological process (GO): protein deubiquitination
Molecular function (GO): zinc ion binding; cysteine-type deubiquitinase activity
Source: RefSeq, a predicted model, not a curated record